AUGGCGGUCUCCACUGCAGUCGGGAAACUGCGGAUCCCUCAGGUGGCCAAGGUCAAAAACAAAGCUCCAGCUCUCGUCCAGAUCACCGCUGAACAACUGCUGAGGGAGGCCAAAGAACGAGAGCUUGAGCUUCUUCCACCUCCACCUCGACAGAGGAUCGCAGAUGAAGAAGAAUUCAAUGACUACAAGCUGAGGAAAAGGAAGGCCUUUGAAGAUAACUUAAGGAAGAACCGGACUGUGACUGGGAACUGGAUAAAAUACGCACAAUGGGAAGAAAGGCUCCAGGAAAUUCAGAGGGCUCGAUCCAUCUACGAGCGUGCUUUAGACGUGGACUAUAGAAAUAUCACCCUCUGGCUGAAAUAUGCAGAAAUGGAAAUGAGGAAUCGCCAGGCCAACCAUGCCCGAAAUGUGUGGGACCGUGCCAUAACAGCACUGCCACGAGUCAGCCAGUUCUGGUACAAGUACACAUACAUGGAAGAGCUGUUGGGGAACAUGGCCGGUGCCCGGCAGGUGUUUGAGCGCUGGAUGGAAUGGCAGCCCGAGGAGCAAGCCUGGCACUCCUACAUUAACUUUGAGCUGAGAUACAAAGAGAUGGAGCGGGCACGGACCAUUUACGAACGCUUUGUUCUUGUGCACCCGCGGGUGAAGAACUGGAUCAAAUAUGCCCACUCUGAAGAAAAACAUGGUUAUUUGGCCCACGCACGGAAAGUGUAUGAGAGAGCUGUUGAGUUCUUCGGAGAGGAACAUAUGGAUGAACACCUCUAUGUUGCCUUUGCCAAAUUUGAGGAAAAUCAGAAAGAAUUUGAGAGGGCCCAGGCCAUCUACAAGUAUGCCUUGGACAGAAUCCCAACACAUGAGGCUCAAGAGCUCUUCAAAAACUAUACCAUCUUUGAGAAGAAGUUUGGGGACAGGCAGGGUAUUGAAGCUAUCAUUGUGAGCAAACGCAGAUUCCAGUAUGAAGAGGAAGUGAGGGCCAGUCCCCACAAUUAUGAUGCAUGGUUUGAUUACUUGCGCUUACUGGAAAGCACUGCAGAAGCUGAAACUGUGCGAGAGGUUUAUGAGAGAGCCAUUGGCAAUGUCCCACCCAUUCAGGAGAAGAGACACUGGAAGCGUUACAUCUACCUCUGGAUCAACUAUGCACUCUAUGAAGAAUUGCAGGCAAAGGAUCCUGAGAGGACAAGGCAGGUGUAUCAAGCCUCUUUGGAAUUAAUUCCUCAUCAAGAGUUCACAUUUGCCAAGAUGUGGCUCUAUUAUGCACAAUUUGAAAUAAGACAGAGAAAUUUAUCAUCUGCCAGAAGAGCAUUGGGGACUUCCAUAGGCAAGUGUCCAAAGAGCAAGUUAUUUAAAGGCUACAUAGAACUGGAAGUGAAGCUUCGAGAAUUUGACAGAUGCAGGAAGCUUUAUGCAAAGCUGUUGGAAUUUGCACCUGAAAAUUGUACCUCCUGGAUUAAGUUUGCAGAACUAGAGACAAUCCUUGGUGAUCUGGAGAGAGCCAGGGCAAUCUAUGAGUUAGCCAUCAGCCAGCCUCGCUUAGACAUGCCAGAGGUGCUUUGGAAAGCCUACAUCGACUUUGAGAUGGAACAGGGAGAAAUUGAGAGAACACGAAAACUUUACCGACAGUUGCUCCAACGAACACAGCAUGCCAAGGUAUGGAUCAGUUUGGCUCACUUUGAGUUGUCUGCAGGAAAAGAAGGAAGUGUGUCUAAAUGCAGACAGAUUUAUGAAGAGGCUAACAAAACCAUGCGGAACUGUGAAGAAAAGGAAGCGAGGCUUAUGCUGCUGCAAUCUUGGAGAAGCUUUGAGGAUGAAUUUGGAACAGUUUCAGAUAAGGAGAGAGUAGACACACUCAUGCCAGAGAAAGUGAAGAAGAGAAGAAAGGUUGGGACUGAUGACGGGUCUGAUUUAGGCUGGGAAGAAUACUGUGACUACAUCUUUCCAGAAGAUGAAGCUACCAGCCAACCUAACCUCAAACUUCUGGCUAUGGCUAAACUUUGGAAAAAACAACAGCAUCCUGACUCAGGAUGCUUUCUCUAA
This is a messenger RNA of Dipodomys ordii (Ord's kangaroo rat), 2034 nucleotides long. Its product is annotated as crooked neck-like protein 1. The coding region runs from base 1 to 2034 and encodes 677 amino acids. Gene Ontology annotation, cellular component: precatalytic spliceosome; U2-type catalytic step 2 spliceosome; post-mRNA release spliceosomal complex. The record is from RefSeq and is a predicted model, not a curated record. Gene Ontology annotation, molecular function: protein binding. The transcript has a single exon. Gene Ontology annotation, biological process: spliceosomal complex assembly; mRNA splicing, via spliceosome. NCBI's taxonomy places the organism in Eukaryota, Metazoa, Chordata, Mammalia, Rodentia, Heteromyidae.